Messenger RNA from Culex pipiens pallens (northern house mosquito), 1312 nucleotides. RefSeq names its product B9 domain-containing protein 1 (gene B9d1). Bases 373 to 960 code for a protein of 195 amino acids. Gene Ontology annotation, biological process: cilium assembly. The transcript has a single exon. Gene Ontology annotation, cellular component: MKS complex. NCBI's taxonomy places the organism in Eukaryota, Metazoa, Arthropoda, Insecta, Diptera, Culicidae. The record is from RefSeq and is a predicted model, not a curated record.
ACCUACUUAAUAAGUUUUAUAUUUGAUCAAAUGAAAAGUAUACAUUGCUUAUUCUAUUCACUAGCACUAAAUGUUGAAAACUGUAGAUAAAAUAUGAAAAAUGAUUAGUUUAAACACUUUUAGAAUGUUUUAAUUUGUGUGAAAAAUGUAACAAGUUGUAAUAAAUUUUACCACAAAUAAAAAUGCACAUGAAAAAUAUGUCCUCUCUCCACUGAUCACGAGCUACUUGCAUGCAAGUUUGAAAGCAAGUCCAUUUUCUAGGCGCUUCGAACUCAAUGCGCGCCCAUUAGAACGCGCGUUGCCACUAGCAACGACUACGCAAACGAAGUUCCGCUUGUUGUUCUGGUUCCGCGUGGCCUCCAAGUAAACAGCAUGAAAGAACCUUCCGGCGAUGGCGAAAGCUUCUUCCAUCUAGCGGUAACGGGCCAACUGGAAUCGGCGUACUUUCCAAUGGGUCCCGACGGUAGUAGCUUGUUCUGCCGGUAUGACAUCGUGGCUGGACCGGACUGGGAGUUGGUGUCCGGGAUGCGGUCUGGAAUUACGCAGAGUGCCCAACCGGAAGACGACUACCGGACGGUGGUGUUCAAUAUGCCGUUGGAGUUUACGAUGAAGUCCACGAAUCCGCACGGCUGGCCGCAGGUUGUGUUCAGUUUGUACGGAAACAACUUUUGGAACGUCGAGACGAAUCGGGGCUACGCGAGGAUACACUGCCCGCUGAGUGGGAUGAAGCGAACGGUGAGGGCGCCACUGUUUGUGCCCAAGUUUAGCAACAUUUGGUCGGCGGCGAUGAGCUGGCUGACGGGCGUUAAUCCGGAAAUGCGUGAUCCCAAGAUUUUGGCGGAUGGAUCGAAGCACAAGGGGCUGGCGUGCGAGAGUUACGGCGAGUUGGUGGUCAGUUUGCAGGCGAUUUCGCGAGGAUGCAGCCGGAUGGGCCUCGAUUGGGGACAGUCUUACGAUUAGGCUGAGUUGUGUAAUUCCUUUACCAAUAAAGAUUAUCUUAUACUUGCAGUAGAGUUGGUUCAUUUUUAGAGUUUCCUAUGCAGAAAGAUAGAAAGACAAAGAAAUGCUAAGUAAAAAUCUUACUUUCUACGCUAAAAGGCACAUGUUGUCGAUAUCGAGGAUUGAUUGUUCAAUAGCGUCAAAUCUCAGUGAUGUACUGGGACAAACUCCUCAUGGCCUGCAAUCGGAUGUGUAUUGUACCGUUUGACGACAAUCGGAGGAUCCGAGUCCGAGUGAUGUUCCUGCUUCUUGUGCUUCUUAGCCAGCUUGUAAUAAUCGCUCUUCCCGCCCGUCUUCUCCACCAGCAUUAUAU